Molecule: messenger RNA, 892 nt
Organism: Coffea arabica (coffee)
Lineage: Eukaryota; Viridiplantae; Streptophyta; Magnoliopsida; Gentianales; Rubiaceae
Product: mini zinc finger protein 2-like
Biological process (GO): regulation of developmental process; regulation of DNA-templated transcription
Cellular component (GO): nucleus
Molecular function (GO): DNA-binding transcription factor activity; transcription cis-regulatory region binding
Source: RefSeq, a predicted model, not a curated record
ACAGAUAGUAGCUCCACCAGAAACUUUCCAAGUCAAUAUACAGUGAUUCAUUUCCAAUAAAAAAUAAUUCUUCCACAAGGUGUUGAAAAGAGAAUGGUUUAUGAGCUGUAUAUAAGCAUUGCCCCCUAGGGUUAGGGUUUUCCCCAGAAGAGGGUUCUUGGCUGAUUCACCGUAGUAGUCUGAACAUAUACAUCCAUAAGGGUUCUUGUAGUAAGAGCUGGUAGAAGACAUGAAGAAGCGCCAAGUGGUGGUAAAGAGAGAUGAAUCUUCAAAAAACGCGACGAAUUCGUCGUUUACGGUAAGGAAUGUAAGAUAUGGAGAGUGCCAGAAGAAUCAUGCGGCUGGCGUUGGAGGUUAUGCUGUGGAUGGAUGCAGGGAGUUCAUGGCUAGUGGGGAGGAGGGGACAAAUGCUGCACUCUCUUGUGCUGCUUGUGGCUGUCACAGGAACUUCCACAGAAGGGAAGUGGAAACCGAGGCCGUCUGCGAAGGUUCUUCCCCGUCCUCGCUUGGGCGUACAUAGAUAAACUCUCCUAAUAUUUUUCUAUCUCCAAAAUACAAGUAUGUUGAUGGUUUGUUGUUUGCUUUAUUAGUUAUUACUAUGUUAACCAGGGGUUGAGUUGAAUUGCGUGUCUGCGUUUGUGUUUUUGUGUGGAAGCUCAAGAAACAAGCAGGAGUUCUUUUAUGUCUUUACUAAAUUAUGAGAUCGUCAAACUGCCUUUCAUGGUUUAUUACCAAGGGUGAAGUGGGUGGUAACUAGGCAUUGCCAUGGGCUAAAUUUGCUAUGUCCUUUGUUCAGAAACAUAUAUAUAUGAUUGCCUUAUUCUGUGAUUUUCUUUUUUUGUUGUACCUUGAAAUUUGAUUAAGCGGAAGUCCCGUGAGUUCAUUCCCUUGA